Molecule: messenger RNA, 1434 nt
Organism: Debaryomyces tyrocola
Lineage: Eukaryota; Fungi; Ascomycota; Pichiomycetes; Serinales; Debaryomycetaceae
Source: the annotation of a GenBank genome assembly
AUGGGAUUAACGUCAAAAUUGGAUAAAUUGAAGCUUAAGUCAGAUAAGGGUCAAAGUUCGAAUAGCAAUUCGGGCACAACGACACCCGUAGGCGAGGCAGCAACUGAAGGAGGCAUUCCGGAAGGGAACAAGCAUAGUGCAAAUGAUACUGACGAUAUAGACGAGAUUGAUAACGAGGGACAGUCGAUAUUGAUGGGGAUUAUUUCGCAGUUGAGACCAGGAUGUGAUUUAUCAAAAAUUACGCUUCCUACGUUUAUCUUGGAGAAGAAGUCGAUGCUAGAGAGAAUCACCAAUUUUUUCGAGAUUCCGGAUCUUUUGCUUGAGGCGGAUGCUACAGAUGACGAUUUGAUGAGGUUUGUGUUGAUAGUGAAAUGGUACUUGGCGUCGUGGCAUAUUGCGCCAAAGGCGGUCAAGAAGCCGUUGAAUCCAAUCUUGGGAGAGCUUUUUGCUUGCUACUGGGAUAACCUUCCAGAUAAUAGCACGGCGUAUUACAUAUCGGAACAGACAUCGCAUCAUCCACCCAAGUCGUCAUAUUUCUAUUUGGUGCCAGAACGUAAGAUUAGGGUUGAUGGGGUGGUUAUUCCGCAGUCGAAGUUUUUGGGUAACUCGUCCGCAGCCCUUAUGAAUGGAUGGGGACAUGUGCAGUUAGGAACCAGAGGCGAUGAAACUUAUAUAAUGAAUCAGCCAAACGUGUACUGUAGGGGUAUAUUAUUCGGCAAAUUGAGGUACGAAUUGGGAGAUCAGAUGGUGAUUAAGUGUCCUAAGACCGGCUUCGAAGCCAACAUCGAAUUCAAGACCAAGGGAUUCAUAAGUGGCACUUACGACGCCAUUGAAGGUACUAUAAAGAACACCAAUACUGGUGAAUCAUUAUAUUCUAUUACUGGUAAAUGGAAUGAGGUCAUGGAUAUAAAGAAUCUUGCCACUGGUAAGAAGGAAGUGCUUUUUGAUACUGCUACCACCAAGCUCUUUGAGCCAAAGACAAGACCAAUCGAAGAACAAUUGGAGUACGAAUCUCGUCGUUUAUGGGCACCAACUAUCAAGGCAUUGGGCAAGAGAGACCACGAACUUGCCACGAACGAAAAGGCCAAGGUUGAAGGCGAGCAACGUGUCAAAGCAAAGAAAAGACUCGAAGACGGCGUCGAAUUCCAUCCAAAGCUCUUCAGACCUGUUACGGAGAAGGAUAAUGGUGCGCAAGAUUUGGAAUAUGUCAUAUACAAGAGAUUCGACUUGGCGAGCGAUCCAGAGACUUUAAGACAAACUGUCUUCGAUACCAUGCCAAUAUUACCGGGCCAGGUUGACACCGAGUCGCUCCAAAUACCUGCCUUCAAAAAGAACUCUACCUCAUCCCCUGCAUCCCCCGAUGAUGCCCCACCUGCUGAUGCCCCUUUUGUUGACGCUUCCGACGCUCCUCCUUCUGACACUCCUCCUGUUUAG